Messenger RNA from Cordyceps fumosorosea ARSEF 2679, 1398 nucleotides. RefSeq names its product Ankyrin repeat-containing domain protein. NCBI's taxonomy places the organism in Eukaryota, Fungi, Ascomycota, Sordariomycetes, Hypocreales, Cordycipitaceae. The transcript has a single exon. Gene Ontology annotation, molecular function: protein binding. The record is from RefSeq and is a predicted model, not a curated record. The coding region runs from base 1 to 1398 and encodes 465 amino acids.
AUGCGCAAGAGGCUUAAUGUCAGCUCUAGACAGGGACACAUCGACAUUGUUCGACUGCUUCUCGAGCCUUUCCUGAGUCGUGUCAGCGACCGUCAGAGCGUCAAGUACUUACGCGAGGCGCUCUAUGUCAGCUCUAGACAGGGACACAUCGACAUUGUUCGACUGCUUCUCGAGCCUUUCCUGAGUCGUGUCAGCGACCGUCAGAGCGUCAAGUACUUACGCGAGGCGCUCUAUGUCAGCUCUAGACAGGGACACAUCGACAUUGUUCGACUGCUUCUCGAGCCUUUCCUGAGUCGUGUCAGCGACCGUCAGAGCGUCAAGUACUUACGCGAGGCGCUCUAUGUCAGCUCUAGACAGGGACACAUCGACAUUGUUCGACUGCUUCUCGAGCCUUUCCUGAGUCGUGUCAGCGACCGUCAGAGCGUCAAGUACUUACGCGAGGCGCUCUAUGUCAGCUCUAGACAGGGACACAUCGACAUUGUUCGACUGCUUCUCGAGCCUUUCCUGAGUCGUGUCAGCGACCGUCAGAGCGUCAAGUACUUACGCGAGGCGCUCUAUGUCAGCUCUAGACAGGGACACAUCGACAUUGUUCGACUGCUUCUCGAGCCUUUCCUGAGUCGUGCCAGCGACAGCCAGAGCCUCGAAUGCUUACGCGGGGCGCUCUAUGUCAGCUCCGGACAGGGACAUGUCGACAUUGUCCGACUGCUUCUCGAGCCUUUCCUGAGUCGUGCCAGCGACCGCCAUAGCCUCAAUUGCUUUUACAAGUCGCUCUACUACAGCUCCGAAGAGGGACACAUCGACAUUGUUCGACUGCUUCUCGAGCCUUUCCUGAGUCGUGCCAGCGACCGCCAUAGCCUAGAUAACCUUGGCAAUGUGCUCUACAACAGCUCCGUACAGGGACAUGUCGACAUUGUUGUACUGCUUCUCGAGCCUUUCCUAAGUCGUGUCAGCGACGACCAGAGCCUCAAGUGGUUACGCGAGGCGCUCCAAAUCAGCUCCAAAGAGGGACACAUCGACAUUGUUCGACUGCUUCUCGAGCCUUUCCUAAGUCGUGCCAGCGAGGGCGAGAGCCUGGCUGGCCUUCGCAAUGCUCUCUGGGCCUCGGCGAGUAACGGCUGGUCCAAUAUUUAUACAAUGCUGCUGGCGCGCUCCGUCCUUCAUCUUCAUACUUCUGACCUCGAGCAAGUAUCAAAGCAAGGAUAUGCCAUUGUUUCGAGAUCAAGAGCAGAAGAGAGCUUCGAUUGCCGUAUCUGUCUAGACCUGGUUGCUGUCGGGGAGGAGAUUAAACUGCUGCCCUGCAAGCAUAGCUUCCAUAGCGCUUGUCUCGAUAAGGAGCUGUCCGACGGGAAGACGUGUCCAUAUUGCCGGCCCCAUGGAGAAAGAGAGUCGGGACCGUGA